AUGUGCCUAGAAAACCGUCUGACCGUCCCAGGACCAAAGGUCGACAUUGUCGAGAGCCCGAUCCCAGUCGCACAAAAAGGACAGGUCCUUAUACAUGUCAUGGUUAGUGGCUCGAAUCCCAAGGAUUUCAAGGCCGCAUACUUUUUGCCCCUUUCAAACCUUGGAGACGACAUCGCUGGUUACGUUGAGUCGGUCGGACCCGGCGUCUCGGAGUACCGUCCCGGCGACAGAGUCGCUGCGUUUCAUCAAAUCUACACGCCCCACGGAGCAUUUGCCGAGUACGCCAUCGCUUGGGCCAACUCGACGUUUCGAAUCCCGGACACUGUUUCCUUUGAGGAGGCCGCCACCAUCCCGCUGACGGCCAUGACGGCGGCGAUAGGACUAUAUAGUAACCUGAGGCUGCCCGAUCCCUGGACCACGGAGGAAGAUCGACCCAAGAGCCUUCCGCUGGUUAUCUAUGGCGCCGGCGCAGCCGUCGGAAGCUUUGCUGUCCAACUAGCGAGAAAAAGCGAGGUGCAUCCGAUCAUUUGCGUGGCUGGGCAGUCAAAGGACUACGUCGAAACCCUUAUUGAUCGUACCAAGGGUGACACGAUCGUCGACUACCGCCUCGGGCCCAAGGUUGUCGUGACAGAAAUUAAGAAGGCUCUGGGGGGCAAGCAGCUACUGCACGCAUUUGACUCGGUGGCGGAGCACGGAAGUGAUAAGAUUCUUGGGGCGCUGCUGGAGCCCCAGAACGCGAGGCUGGCUAUGGUUUUGCCCUAUGACCGGACUAAAAUCCCAAAGUCGCACGGGGUUCCCUAUCUCGAUCAGUAUGAGCUUCCAGUUUUAGAGGGUGUGCCUAAGGGCGUGGAAGUCAUUUGGACGGCUGUGGGCUCUGUCCAUGGAUCUCAUGAGCAUUUUGGUUACGUCUUCUUCCGGUAUCUCGCCCUUGGGCUUGAGGAAGGGUGGUUUAAACCCCAUCCGUACUUGGUGGUGCCUGGUGGGCUUAAUGGUCUUGCGCGUGGAUUGGCGGACCUCCACAAAGGCAAGGCGCACGCCGUCAACGAUGUGAUUAUUGACUUCCAGCAAGUAUACCAAGUGUACCUUGGAUGGAAGCCUACGUUUAGGAAUUACAUACUUAACCAGUUUAAACUAAGCGUCGAAUAUGAUGAGUUCAAUAUCAUACAAUGGUCUGGGACAGAUCGUUCCAAAGCUGUUCGAAAAACCAGAGAAUUUGUCAUUGGGCUUGACGAUGUUGGCUCGUUGGAAUGGAAUCACCUUACAUCAAAAGACGAGUUCAUCAUUAACGAAGAGAUCAGAACAAUAGAGACAGAUCUAACAAAGCAAAGGUUUAAACCCGAUGAUCUGGCCCUUCUCCCUGCAAGGUUGUUGGUGUACUCCUUGCGGCAGAGACACUUUAUAAAUGCAGACAUUGCACGUCUCAAGCCACUCCCCAUUGUUUCUGAUCCUUUUAACGACCUCAAGAUUCCAGAAAGGGAUGAAGAUCUGAUUCGAUUUGUUGUUCAUAGUCAUUUCGACAAGAAAGAGAUCCAACGUAACCUCCAGAACAAGGAAGUAGAGCUCGUGGAGCAAGACUUCAUCAGGGGCAAAGGCAAAGGACUUGUUAUUCUUCUUCAUGGCGCCCCGGGAGUAGGAAAAACGGCGACAGCUGAAGCUGUUGCGGCUGCACAUCGCAGGCCCUUAUUCCCAAUCACUUGUGGUGAUCUGGGGAUUGACCCAAUGAUGGUAGAGUCAACUUUGUCUGAGAUCUUCCGCCUAGCAAGUCUUUGGGACUGCGUUCUUCUUCUUGACGAGGCAGAAAUCUUCCUAUCUCAUCGAUAG
Fusarium sp. VM40 is the source of this 1821-nucleotide messenger RNA. NCBI's taxonomy places the organism in Eukaryota, Fungi, Ascomycota, Sordariomycetes, Hypocreales, Nectriaceae. The record is from the annotation of a GenBank genome assembly.